AUGUGCUGCGCACUUGGAACGACUCCUUUGACUGGCUUUAAGUCGGAUCAUCCUUUCAGCGACAUGAGUAACAGAAGUUCAUCAUCUCCGCAGCAACGGAGACAAGAGGUGAUCCCUGUUCGCACGGCAAUUGCACCGAGGGGACUAAAAUCCAAAGAAGAGUUUGAAAAUGCGACAAACUCUUCAGUAUAUAACAAUCAACGCCAACAGGAAAGAGAUUAUACCUAUGGCAAUCCAUCCGAUGCUGAAUAUAAUAACUCGUUGGAGCGUAGUCAACGAGAAAGUUCUCAGGCUAGCGCUCCUGCAUCAUCUCCAAGCAUAGAACAGAUUCAAACUGGCCAAAUAUGCAGUAAUUGCGGUACAACUAGGACACCACUCUGGCGGAGAUCGCCGCAGGGUGCAACUAUAUGCAAUGCUUGUGGCUUAUAUCAAAAGGCUCGUAAUGCUUCUCGGCCUACGAAUCUAAAACGUCCCCCGACCACUGCUCCUAUCGGGCACCAAGGAGAUUCGAGGGCCUCUCCUUCUGCCAGCGGGUCAAUGUCACUUCCUACAGCCGGCGCAACCUAUGUUUCAGCGGAUCAAACGUCCACGGGAACAUGCCCUGGUGGCGGACGUUGCAACGGUACUGGAGGUGCUGAAGGUUGUGGUGGAUGCCCAGCUUUCAAUAAUCGAGUUUCAAAGACAGCGCAUUUUACUUCUUGUCAAGAUAGACAACCAACACAAACGCCACAGCCGCAAAAUGAUCAACCGACAGAUGCGCCAUCCCCUAUCGAUAUUGCAUCCCUCCCGUUGCAAACGCAAAACACUACGGUCGUUGUAGCUUGUCAAAACUGUGGAACCACCAUUACGCCGCUUUGGCGUAGAGAUGAAAGUGGCCAUACGAUUUGUAAUGCCUGUGGUUUAUAUUAUAAACUCCAUGGUGUGCAUCGGCCAGUAACUAUGAAAAAAUCAAUUAUCAAGCGUCGUAAAAGGGUAGUCCCAGCGGUUCAAGGUUCUCAAGCUUCCAGUUACGAAACUAGCAGCGCAAUAGAUUCGCCAGAAUCCGAUCGUGCUUCACCCGAAGAGGCAGUUGAGCGAGGCACAAUGAAUCCUGACGGAUCAGUGAACUUGGGUCUUCGUUCACGCAAUGAUCCAGGAAGAGCUCUACCGGAACCAAUUCGGACUCAAAACGGACAGCAUCAGCAACAUCCACCGUCCGAUCUUGGCGCCUAUACAUCUAAUCUUAAUUAUCAAGGCCAAAAUCUCGACUCCUUGACUGACGACAACCGGCUGCCACCAAUGGCAUCGUAUCCUUCGCCAAGCCAACACCGGCUUUCUGUAUCACCCAACAAUUACCUCUCCCCUUCUCGAAAACGCUCUUUCUCCGCUACUGAGAUGGAUCCAAGCAAUGCUCCUACCUCGGAGUCCACAUAUGCAUCAACUGUACCUAAGCGUCUCUCAUCCAUAAAGUCAAUACUAAACCAUGGCUUCCCAAAUUCCGACUCCGAAAUCAAUCCGGAAAGUGAUCUUAGUUUCCGCCGUGGAACCGAUAGUUUAAGGUUGAGCCCAAGCCGGUAUUCUGCCGCUGCGAGUCCAAGUCUUAGCACUGUCGGCCCGGCUACUCAUUCAGCCAGUCCCUCGGGCAGCGGAGCUGGAAGUGCAUUAAAUAGUGCGAAGGACCCGGCGAGCGAAAGUGAUCGUGCCAAAGCGGAGAGAAGGGAACUCCUCCAAAGGGAAGCGGAAAAGAUGAGAGAGGAUUUGAAGGCCAAGGAAAGAGAAUUGGCUGAAUUGGGGACCGGUGUAACAUUGGGAUGGCAAGAGGCACGCGGGCUUUCUCUUGGGUAUAUCCACAGCACCGAAUCGAUUUUUGGUAGUGGGAGUGCAGGAUGCACAAAUUUGCAACCCCCAUGUAUCUGUGGAAACAAAUACAGGGAUGUAAUAAUCGGACGUAUAAGAUGCAUCAAGGAAGUCCAGGCCGGACAGAAGGAAAUGGAACAGAACCGCAAUAAAUGUAGUUUAUACAAGCCUGAUCUUUUGGGAAUUCGUAACUUUCGUACCAAUAAAUGGAUGGUGGCUGAGGUAGAAUUUGCGACGGAAAAGUUGAUGCAGCAUCAAGGCGCAGCGGCGGAUAUGAAUGAGGUUCUGUUUGAGCUGGGAUUCGCACGCGAGGAGAUUUCGAACUGGGGACUCCGAAUGAGGUGUGCGAUGGGAUUAAACUUGUUCUGCGCCCCAUCCUCCAUCUGCUUCUCUGUAUGCGGUGACCAUUGUUAG
Messenger RNA from Sclerotinia sclerotiorum 1980 UF-70, 2250 nucleotides. RefSeq lists its product as hypothetical. The transcript is spliced from 5 exons. The record is from RefSeq and is a predicted model, not a curated record. Lineage: Eukaryota; Fungi; Ascomycota; Leotiomycetes; Helotiales; Sclerotiniaceae. Gene Ontology annotation, biological process: negative regulation of transcription by RNA polymerase II; positive regulation of transcription by RNA polymerase II. Bases 1 to 2250 code for a protein of 749 amino acids. Gene Ontology annotation, molecular function: RNA polymerase II cis-regulatory region sequence-specific DNA binding; zinc ion binding; DNA-binding transcription factor activity, RNA polymerase II-specific.